AUGAGCUCUGGAUCCACCGGUGGGACGGUUACCACGGCGAGCGGCCAGUAUUACUCUCUCGAGAGCUGUAUCAGCGCCUGUACCGCAGCUGGAACGGCCACUUGUCUUGUUGCCUACUGGGCUUCGCAGAUCAGAACAUGUUAUCUCUACAGUAGGGUCAACACUGGCGGCGUGUCUGGUUUGGCUGGCGGGCAAUCCCCAGCUAAGAUUGUGGGUAGCGGUGUCCGGACUGCACGGCUCCUCACUGGCCAGCCGGUUCCAAAUGUGGUCGACGCAACCUAUCUUCUUGCUCCGGGCGCCGAUCUAGGUCUCUGCAACAACAACAAUUAUCAGUUGGCCUUCAUCGGCGUGUAUUACAAUGGCUUGACUGGUACAGGGCCGGCGACGAUCAACAACAAUCGAGACAACAUCUGGUAUGUGUCUUGCGGUUCCUCAUUCCAGAACUCGCAGUCAGGAACCCAGCUGAUCCCAGCCUAUUCUGUCGGCACCCCAAUCUUUGGCUUCACCUCAGCCCCGGCCACGGCGGACGACUGUGCAAGAGUCUGUCAGUCCUAUCACAGUGCCUUCCUUGCGUCCGGCGGCCAGGACUGCCAGCUCUGGCAGUUCGCGCCUACAGCAAGUACCCAAUGUCAAUUAUAUCCUUCGUAUGCCGGGAUUGCCAAUGGGGCGAGCCCAGGGACCCUCAAGGAUGGAAACAACAACAACAUCUUCGCCGCCGGCCUCCUCCGGGGUAAUUCUGCGACGGAAUUCUCUUCGCAGGCACAAUAUAAAAAGCGAUCUUUACCUGCAGGGAUGGAGUAUUCCCGCCGUCAUGCCCGGGAUUCUCUGAUCGAUGACGGAAGUGUUCCAGAUGUUGUCCUGAAAUUCGACCAGGGGACUGGCAACUGGACCGAAUCAUGGUGA
Molecule: messenger RNA, 903 nt
Organism: Cladophialophora psammophila CBS 110553
Lineage: Eukaryota; Fungi; Ascomycota; Eurotiomycetes; Chaetothyriales; Herpotrichiellaceae
Exons: 1
Coding region: 1-903 (300 amino acids)
Source: RefSeq, a predicted model, not a curated record